Eptesicus fuscus (big brown bat) is the source of this 1415-nucleotide messenger RNA. RefSeq names its product calcium modulating ligand (gene CAMLG). Bases 130 to 1020 code for a protein of 296 amino acids. Gene Ontology annotation, biological process: tail-anchored membrane protein insertion into ER membrane. The transcript is spliced from 4 exons. Gene Ontology annotation, cellular component: GET complex. NCBI's taxonomy places the organism in Eukaryota, Metazoa, Chordata, Mammalia, Chiroptera, Vespertilionidae. The record is from RefSeq and is a predicted model, not a curated record.
CAGCCCGGCGCCGGGGGGCGGGUCUGCGGUGAGAGGGGCACGAGCGCCCGCGGCCGGGCCUGAAGUCAUCGGCUCCGCCGCUGCCGCCUCCAGCGCUACCAUCGCCUCUCCCGGAUUGUGGCAGGGAAGAUGGAGCCCCUGACCGUCGCUACGGACAGCGGGGAGCGGCCCGGGGCCCCGGUUGGCUCUGGCCUGUCGGCUUCCCAGCGUCGGGCCGAGCUGCGGCGGCGAAAGCUGCUCAUGAACUCGGAACAGCGCAUCAACCGGAUCAUGGGCUUUCACAGGCCCGGGGGCGGCUCGGAAGAAGAAAGUCAAACAAAAUCAAAGCAACAGGACAGUGAUAAACUGAACUCCCUCACCAUUCCUUCAGUUUCAAAGCGAGUGGUGCUGGGUGAUUCCGUCAGUACAGGAACAACUGACCAGCAGAGUGGUGUGGCAGAGGUAAAGGGGACUGAGCUGGGAGACAAAUUGGACUCUUUCAUUAAACCACCUGAGUGCAAUAAUGAUGUAAGCCUUGAGCUUCGGCAGCGGAACAGAGGGGACUUGACAGCAGACACUGUCCAGAGGGGUUCUCGCCAUGGCCUAGAACAGUACCUCUCCAGAUUUGAAGAAGCAAUGAAGCUAAGGAAACAACUAAUUAGUGAAAAACCCAGUCAAGAGGAAGGAAAUACAACAGAAGAAUUUGACUCUUUCCGAAUAUUUAGAUUGGUGGGAUGUGCUCUUCUUGCCUUUGGAGUCAGAGCUUUUGUUUGCAAAUAUUUGUCCAUAUUUGCUCCAUUUCUUACUUUACAACUUGCAUACAUGGGACUAUACAAAUAUUUUCCCAAGGGUGAAAAGAAGAUAAAGACAACAGUACUAACAGCAGCACUUCUAUUAUCUGGAAUUCCUGCUGAAGUGAUAAAUCGAUCAAUGGAUACCUACAGCAAAAUGGGCGAAGUUUUCACAGAUCUCUGUGUCUACUUUUUCACCUUUAUCUUUUGUCAUGAACUGCUUGAGUAUUGGGCCUCUGAAGUACCAUGAAGCCUGCAGAACUCAGGAGAAGCUUACAGAAAACCAAUUUCUCUCACAUUGCAGUGUCUUUAAAGGAGGCAAAUCGGGUUACAUCUUUAUGUAAUUCUUUUACUUUGUAGGGGUUGUGAAACUACUUGAUAUGGAACGAAAUGGCAGAUUAUCUGACUUAAAAGCGUUGAGUUUGUAUUAAUACUGAUGUGAAGAAUAGAGUACCAAUGUCAUUAACUGAUUUUUCUUGUUUAAUUAGAAUCCCUAGUCUACAUCUUUCCCUAACUUCUAAGAUUUGUAUUUCGCCAGAGAAACAAGGUCUCAGCUAGCCCUUUGUAAUUGGGGACUGUGUAUGUAUUUGGUUGUUCUUUCCUGAGAAAUGAUGCCAUCUUAAAAAUAAAAUGAAAGAAACUGAA